AUGAGUGAUGCUCUGGAAGCUGAUAACAAUGUUUCAACUUCGCCAAAAAACACCACGACUUUAGAGGGCCAGACCGUGUAUCCGGACACGAAAGAAGAGUUCAUCAGUGCAGAUGCAGAUUUGACCAAAGACUUACCAGAAGAUACGGAAUCUGUGGAGUUGGUACAUUUGCGAAUUCAAUCGAUAGAGGAUCUGGAAUUGCAGCGGUUUACCAAAUUGAAAUCGCUGUGUUUAAGACAAAACCUGAUCGAAAGCAUGAGUGAGGUAGAAGUACUUCCUGUGGCUACUAUGGAGGACAUCGACCUGUAUGACAACAAGAUCAAACAUAUUUCCAGCAGCGUGAACCAACUCACGGAACUUAAGAGCCUGGAUUUGUCGUUUAACAAGAUCAAGCACAUUAAGAACGUGGAUCAGCUCACAAAGCUAGAACAUCUGUACUUUGUGCAAAACAGGAUUUCCACAAUUGAAAACCUAAGCACUCUCAAAGUCUUGCUUAAUCUCGAAUUAGGCGGUAACCAAAUUUCUCGCAUCGAGCCAGACUCGUUCAAGGGACUUGAAAACCUUCAGCAGUUGUGGCUGGGUAAGAACAGUAUCCCACGUUUGAUUCACCUCGACCAUCUGCGGAAUUUGCGUAUUUUGUCCAUCCAGUCCAACCAGCUCACGAAAAUCGAGGGUCUUGACCAACUGCCCAACUUGGAAGAACUGUAUUUGUCACACAAUUUCAUUUCGAAAAUAGAGGGCCUCGAACACAACACUCGGCUCAACACCUUGGAUAUCACGUCUAACAAGAUCACCAAGAUCGAAAAUCUGCGCCAUCUCACCAAACUCACAGAUCUAUGGUUGUCUUUUAACCAGAUCGAUCAGUCGAUCGAAUCUGUUGGCGACGAAUUGCGGGACCUGCCGGAGUUUGAAACCAUUUAUCUCGAGGGAAAUCCUAUCGAGAAAAAUUCUGGAACCGUUUACAGACGUAAACUUGUUCUCAACUUGGGUAGUAGUCUGCAGAAGAUUGAUGCUACCUAUAUCCGCGGAUGA
Messenger RNA from Lachancea lanzarotensis, 1032 nucleotides. RefSeq names its product LALA0S03e07492g1_1 (gene SDS22). NCBI's taxonomy places the organism in Eukaryota, Fungi, Ascomycota, Saccharomycetes, Saccharomycetales, Saccharomycetaceae. The record is from RefSeq and is a predicted model, not a curated record. Gene Ontology annotation, molecular function: protein binding. The transcript has a single exon. Bases 1 to 1032 code for a protein of 343 amino acids.